This is a messenger RNA of Cryphonectria parasitica EP155, 687 nucleotides long. RefSeq lists its product as uncharacterized. Gene Ontology annotation, cellular component: mitochondrion. The record is from RefSeq and is a predicted model, not a curated record. Gene Ontology annotation, biological process: autophagy of mitochondrion. The coding region runs from base 1 to 687 and encodes 228 amino acids. NCBI's taxonomy places the organism in Eukaryota, Fungi, Ascomycota, Sordariomycetes, Diaporthales, Cryphonectriaceae. The transcript is spliced from 2 exons.
AUGGCUUCGCGAGGAGUUUCCGUCCUCAAGUUUGUCGGCACCGUCUCGCUCGGCCUGCUGACGGGCCUGUCCUACUCCCUCUCGACCCUCACCGUCCCUACCCUCCUCGACCUUCCCUCCGCAUCUAGCGCUUCGCGCGCCUUCAAGACUCUUGCCACCGCCGCCAAGGCCCAGCUGCGCACUCUCGCCGCAGUCUCGGGCACUUCCUUCUUCCUCGCCUUCGCCUUGUCUCCGCGCGCCUUCCGCCACCCGUACCUGCUCUACACCUCGGUCCUGGUGCUGGCCUCGCGGUUCGCCCUCCCCGGCGCCGUUGCGCCAUACCUGAUCAACUUCCCCCAGCACAAGUCGUCGAGUGCCUCGGCACCCCCAAGACAACAGUCCCGCAAGGACCGCUCUGCUGCCCGCCACAUGGAGAUGAGCUACGACAUGAUCGGCUCCGAUGUCCACAGCGAGGCCACCCUCGACUCGGCCAGCGAGAAGAGCAUCGAGGACGAUAACGUCGCCACCCCCACAUCUGAUAAUGUCAACGGCGAGGAGGUCCGCAGCGAGGUCGAGGACUUCCUCAAGAAGCAGAUCGUGUCUACUGCCGUGGCUGGGCUUGGCUUUGUGAUGGCCGUCAUUGGCAUCUGGGGCGAUGGCGUUGCUGGUUAUGUGUCUGAGGCUUAUGUGAAUGUCAUUGAGAUUUGA